AUGUCGCGAAUGAGUGAACCCAACUUCAAAUUCAGUCGCUGGUUAUCCCAACCCCCAAAUGGGGAGGAAGUCGUCGUCACCGGAAUGUCCGGGCGUCUCCCGGACUCGCACAACCUCCACCACUUCCGGGACAACCUCUUCCGGAAAGUGGAAAUGGUCAGUGACGACGACCGGAGAUGGAAACUUGACCACAAGGAAAUCCCCCAACGCACCGCCAAAAUCCUCGAUAUUGAUAAAUUCGAUACCGGAUUUUUCGGAUUGCACUUCCGGCAAGCCAAUACCAUGGAUCCCAUGAUCCGGAUGGUACUUGAGUCGGCGAUUGAGGCGAUUUUUGACGCUGGUUUUAACCCAUCGGAGUUGGAAGGUACCAAAACCGGAGUUUUUAUUAGUGCCUCUUGGUCGGAUAUGGAAAACCGGACUUUGACUAGUAUUACGGAGCCGGAACGGUACGGAAUCACCGGAUAUCUCCGGUCGUUGCUUGCACAAAGGAUCAGUUAUUAUCUCAAGUUGAAAGGACCGUCGUUUAUUGUCGAUACGGCAUGUUCUAGCUCCGGAAAUGCACUAGAACAUGCCUUCAAGGCUAUUAGAAGUGGGCAAUGCGAACAAGCGAUUGUGGGAUGCUCUAAUCUGCUGCUACAUCCCGGAAACUCGCUACAAUUCUUCCGCUUGGGAGUGUUGAGCAGCGAGGGCAAAUGCCGCGUCUUCGACCAAGACGCCAGCGGCUACGUCCGUGGCGAGACCAUAGCUUGCGUUUUCCUCCAAAAAUCGAAAAACUCCCGCCGAAUUUACGCCCAAAUAAUCAACGCCAAAAUCAACUCCGACGGUUUCAAAGAGCAAGGAAUCACCUUCCCCUCGACUCAAGCCCAAAAACUCCUCAUGAGGGAAAUCUACGCCGAGAGCAACAUCCACCCCAACCAACUGAGCUAUCUAGAAGCCCAUGGAACGGGCACCCAAGUCGGGGAUCCCCAGGAAGUCGAGGCCAUCGACGCGGCUUUGGCCAAAACCCGAAACAAAACACUACUAGUUGGCUCGGUGAAGUCCAGUAUUGGGCACACAGAACCGGCCUCAGGACUUUGCUCCCUAAUUAAGGUCUUGUUGGCCAUGGAAACGGGGCUAAUUAGCCCAAAUAUCAACUUGAAACGCAUCAAAGAAGGCAUGGUGGGGUUUGAGAAAAAUCGCAUGAAGGCUGUGACCGAAAUUACUGAACUAGAAGGCAAUGAAGCGAUUAUUGGGAUUAACAAUUUUGGGUUUGGUGGUAAUAAUUGUCAUGCACUUGUUAGAAGAUUUGGGAAAAUUAAACGAAAUGGGGGAUUACCCGAUGAUGAUUUGCCACGACUUGUGUGUGUCAGUGGGAGGAGUCAAGAAGCCGUUGUGCAACUUUUGAAUCAAGUCAAUUCGAAACUUGACGUUGAAUUUAUUGCACUUUUACACCAGAUUUUCAAAAAAGAUGUACAAAAUCAUCUGGUUCGGGGGUUCACUAUUAUGACCAAAAAUGGGCCUUUGGUUACCUCCACUCGACUCAGGCGCCCUCUAGACACACCAUUUUAUGUCUAUUUUGGGCAAUUUAGCCAAAAUUACAAGGUUUUGGGACAGUUUUUGAUGAAUUUUCCUGCGUUCCAAACUACGAUCUCAAAGAUUAAUAACAUUCUCUCGGGUAAAGUCCCUACAAAGGGCUACCAACAGAAUGUCCUCGGCCCGAUUUUCGUCCAAUUGGGCCUUGUCGAUGUUUUAAAAACCCUAAACUUAUUUCCUGUGGUCUACGGCGAUGGUUGUGGAAAACUAGCAAGUGGCUAUUUUUACAACAAUUUAACACUCGAAGAGUGCAUAAACAGUGCUACCAAUCACUACGAAACCAAAAGAACGCUAGAUUUCGGCCCGGAACUACUAAAUGGCCAACUACGAUCCGAUUCAUUGACACAUGAGAGUCUCCUCGACCUGAAAAAUGCCCUAAUCCUGAAUAUUUCAGACUCGAAUUUAAAUAAUUGCGACGUGAUGAUCACCGAUGGUAUCAAAAUUAACUUCCUUGAGACAAUUGGGCGGUUGUUUGAGUUAGGCCACACCCCUCAUCUCCACGAGUUAUACCCCGGAGUUGAGUUUCCGGUAAGUCGGGGUACUUCCAUGAUCUCGCCUUUUGUCAAAUGGAACCACAAUCGGAGUUGGUUCACUUACAAAUUCCGGGAGUUUACCAUUACGGAUGCCGAGCAACGCGAUUAUUUCAUUUCGUAUGUGUACGACGAGUACAAGUUUAUGCAAGGUCACGUGAUUGAUGAUCGGAAUCUUUUCCCUGCGACCAAGUAUUUGACUCUAGUUUGGGAGACUUUUGCCCAAAGUCGGCGCCUACUGCCUGAAGAUGUGGCUGUUGUUUUUGAAAAUUGCAAAUUUGUGAGAGCUGUCACAAUGCCUAAAUCCGGUUUUGUGAAACUUCUAGUGACCAUUGGACUCGGGAAUGGCAAUUUUGAGGUUUUGGAAAAGGACACUUUGGUUGUGAGUGGGAGGAUUAGGACGUGGGAGGAGGCGGCCCAAAAAGAGGCAGAUUUUGGUCCUAUUGACCUAGGAAAUGACCCUAGUCACAUCCUCGAACAUGACGAGAUCUAUCGCGAGUUGUAUUUGAGGGGUUAUAACUACAGUGGUUUGUUCAAAGGUAUAGCGAAAUGUAACGUGGAUGGUUCUUCCGGUUUGGUCAAAUGGGAGGACAAUUGGUGCACUUUUACCGAUAAAAUGUUACAAUUGAAAAUUUUGCAAAAUGAUACGAGAUUGCUUUAUGUUCCCGUGGGAAUACAAAAAAUGGUCAUAAAUCCCCUCAAACAUAAGAAAAUUGCUGAGGAAUUGGGAGGGGAGGGGGCCCUAAUCCCGGUUUAUUGCUACAAGGAUGUCAACAUUAUCAAGUCCGGAGGGAUCGAGAUUUUGGGCCUCCAAGCCAAAUCAAUCGCCAAGAAAAAGCAACGCUUAGAGCCGGUCCUGGAGAAGUACCAAUUCGUACCAAACAGUACCACUAUGAACCUCCCCGACUCAAUCCGGAUCAACACCCAAAUAAUCAUCGAAAAUUCGCUUGAAAGUCAUUUCAAAUCGGUUGAAAUCCUCGACGAGACCUCAAAAUCAACUCCUUUGUCCCCCUUGUUCUGCAAAGCCCUCGACGACGUCCCUGUGAUAACCCCAAACGUGGUAAUUUCAACCAAAAUGACACUUGAGGACAUCCCCGGAGUCAAAAUCGAAGAUUUUGUCCUCACACCUGAGAGUAAUUUACUCCUAAUCAUCGGUACCAAACUCCUCCAAAGACCCACAAUUCCCAAACUCUACUUCCAAGCUUUGAGUACCAAAGGUUUUCUAAUUUCACGCGAAUCCAAAGAUUUCCAUUCGGAAAACAUCGAAAAUCUUGAAAUUCUCACCGAAUUCACAACUCCGGACGAGAAACUAAUUCUGUUCCGGAGAAACGGUACCAUUCCGGUACCACACUUUGUACGAAUUUCCCCGGAUUCGUUCGAAUGGUUACCGGAGUUGCAAAAAGCGGUGAAAACCGACGACAAUGUGAUCGCAUUCGGUCAAAAUCACACUCCGGAGGGGAUUUUAGGCCUUGUCAAUUGUCUACGCCCGGAACCGACCGGAAAUAAGGUCAAGUGUUACUUCAUCAUGGACCAAUCCCCGGAAUUUGACCCCCAAAAUCCGGUUUUUGCCAACCAAAUUCGCAAAAACUUAGCCAUAAAUGUGUACAAAAACGGAAAAUGGGGGACUUACCGCCAUUUGCUUUUGGAGGAGUUGGAGGAGGUGGAAAGUGAACAUUGUUAUGCAAAUGUGACAGUUAGAGGUGAAUUAGCAAGCAUGAAAUGGUUGGAGGGGCCUUUGAGGCGCGACUCGGAGGUCAAAAAAGGACAUGUUAUGAUCCUAAAUUAUUACUCGGCGAUUAAUUUCAAAGACGUUAUGUUGUCCUCGGGGAGGAUCAGUGUUGAUGUUAUCACCACUGAUAGGAGGGAACAGGAGUGUGCCGUCGGGUUCGAGUUUGCAGGACGGGAUUUGAGGGGGCGCCGUUUGUGUGGAAUGACCGACAACUCGGCCUUCUCCUCGCACAUUUCCGCCGACCCGACUCUGUUGUGGGAAAUCCCGGACUCCUGGAGCCUCGAAGACGGCGCUACAAUUCCGGUGGUUUAUGGUACCGUCCUCUACGCUCUCCUCAUGGUCCGGAAACUCAAACCCGGAAGUUCCAUCUUGAUCCAUUCUGCUACUGGUGGAAUUGGACUCGCGGCCAUCAACGUUUGUCUUCAUUACAAAUGCGAAAUUUACCUCACAGUUGGUACUCAAGAAAAGCGUGAGUACUUGAGACGCACAUUUCCUCAAAUUCCUCAAUCACGAAUCGGGAAUUCCCGUGACACGUCCUUUGAGGAAAUGAUCAAAACGCAAACUGGAGGUCGAGGAGUUGACAUUGUUUUGAAUUCUUUGAGUGAGGAGAAAUUGAUGGCUUCGGUGAGGUGUUUGGCACCUGGAGGCCGGUUUCUGGAAAUUGGGAAAUUUGACCUUGCUAAUAACACCCAAUUGGGGUUAUAUAUGAUGGAAAAAGGGAUAAGUUACCAUGGGGUUAUGCUGGAUCAAAUUUACGCCAAUAGCCCACAUUUGAAACAGGAAUUGUCCCAGAUUGUGUCUGAUGGUAUCAAAAUUGGGUUCAUUAAGCCACUCCCACGGAAAGUUUUCAAACGGGAAGAGAUAGAAGCCGCCCAUCGGUACAUGAUGACCGGCCGCCAUAUGGGCAAAGUCAUGGUUAAAAUCCGGGAGGAGGAACCCAACAAGCUUCAUGUCCCACAGGACCAACUCUUUAAAGUCCAUCCAAGGUUCUAUGCUAAUAGUACCAAAGUCUAUGUGAUCAUAGGCGGCUUGGGCGGAGUUGGGUUAGAACUAGCCGAUUGGUUGGUACUUCGCGGUGCCACAAAACUGGUACUAGUGUCACGUUAUGGUACCAAAACUGGGUACCAAAACCAACGCUUGACCAUAUGGAAGUCAUACGGUGUGAAAAUUUUAAUUUCCACCCAUGACAUUACCACCAAACCCGGCUGUCUUCAAUUAAUCAAGCAAGCGCAGACUUUGGGCCCAAUUGACGCCAUCUUCAACCUCGGAGUGGUACUAAAAGACGCACUUUUUGAAGAUCAAAAUGAAGAAAGUUUCAAAUUAUCCCGCGCUCCGAAAUCACAAGCCACUCAGUUUUUGGAUGAAAUCACUCGGAGGUUAUGUCCGCAACUCCGCCAUUUUGUUGUGUUUUCGUCAGUGGCGUGCGGACGCGGUAAUGGCGGACAAACCAACUACGGCAUGGCCAACUCGAUUAUGGAACGGAUUUGUGAAAAGCGCAAAAUUGAGGGUUUCCCCGCUUUGGCCAUCCAAUGGGGGGCCAUUGGUGAUGUCGGUUUAGUUGCGAAAAUGCAAAAAGAGAAUCGCGAAUUGGUGAUUGGGGGAACUUUGCAACAGAAAAUCUCCAGUUGUUUGGAAGUUUUAGAUAAAUUUUUAAAACAAACACAUCCAGUCGUCUCCUCAAUGGUGGUGGCUGAGAAACACAACAGGAAUGAAAGUUUGAGUGCUGUGGAAGCUGUUGCAUUUGUUCUAGGAAUUAAAGAUAUCAAAACUGUGAGCCAACAUGCCACUUUGGCCGAGUUGGGGAUGGAUUCCAUGAUGGGGACCGAAGUUAUACAACUUUUGGAGAAGGAAUACGAAAUUUAUAUCACAGCCAAGGAUGUUCGAAGUCUCACUUUUGCCAAAUUGAGUGAGAUUGAAUCUGACAGGAGCGAAACCAAACAAAGUGACACUAAGACGUCCAAGGGUACCAACUUACUAAUGAAAUAUAUCCCUGAUAGCAAAACUAGUCAUUUACCAAUAAUCAAACUUGAGAGUCGAGUCAAAGAUGAAGAAGCCCCAACUAUUUUCCUAUUGGCUGGAAUUGAGGGUGUUUUUCACCCUUUGAGUAACCUAACCAAAAACCUCCACGCCCACAUUUAUGGCAUCCAAUACGACUAUAACAACCCUGAGGACACUAUACCAGAAGUAGCCCUCAAAAUCCUACCACACAUUGAGUCGAAUUUACCCCCAAGUAAGCAAUUUAAAAUCAUUGGUUACUCAUUUGGGGCUGCUGUGGGUCUUGAAAUCGUUUCGCUUCUAGAAAAGAAGGGUUAUGGGGGUAAAAUGGUCACAAUUGACGGCUCUCCCACUUAUUUGACGUCUUCUGCUAAGGAAUAUCUUCCUGAAGAAGACGAAGCAGAGUUCCAAACAGCUCUUAUUUUCAAAAUUUUGGCAGUAUUAGUCCCAAUUGAUCUUUUAGUUGAAUUCAAAGAUAAGUUACUCAAGUGUAAAGAUAUGAAUGAAAGGUGUGAUUUGGUACUUGAGAUGCUUCCACUCGAGGUUGAGAUUAAGCAAAAAAUGGAGAAACAAGCCGCUUUGACGUUGUAUAAGAGAUUUAAAGCCGUGAUUGGGUACAAGUUUGAACAUGACAAGAUUAAAUCGCCGGUGCAUUUAAUUAAAGCCAAAUUUGCGAUGGUUAAUGAAGAAGAUGAUUACCAAUUAUCGAAAUGUUGUGAAAAUGUGCAGUUUAGUACGGUUCAUGGUGAUCAUGGCACGAUUUUGGACCAGGAGGAGCUAGUAAAACGAGUUGAGGGGUUUUUGAUUUAGACAAAUAAAAUUUAGGAAAAGUACCUGAGUUUUUAAUCUGGGGUUUUUCCUACAGAAAAC
This is a messenger RNA of Tribolium madens (black flour beetle), 6696 nucleotides long. RefSeq names its product fatty acid synthase-like. The record is from RefSeq and is a predicted model, not a curated record. NCBI's taxonomy places the organism in Eukaryota, Metazoa, Arthropoda, Insecta, Coleoptera, Tenebrionidae. Gene Ontology annotation, biological process: fatty acid biosynthetic process. Bases 1 to 6636 code for a protein of 2211 amino acids. The transcript has 11 exons. Gene Ontology annotation, molecular function: fatty acid synthase activity; 3-oxoacyl-[acyl-carrier-protein] synthase activity; oxidoreductase activity.